GUACGGCAGACUUUAAGAUCCAAAACUUAGCAAGAAUCUGUUUUUUUUUUUUUUUUGUUGACUGCAGCUUAGCAAGAAUCUGUUUCCAUUUGAGAUUUAAGGGUUUUCAGUUUCAUCUCUCUCUAUAUUUUCCCAAUUUUUUUUUUUUUUUUUUUUUUUUGUCAACAUAUUUUCCCAAUUUCUUUUCUCCAUUCACUUUACCUAAAAAAAAAUCUUUCUGUAUAAAACCUAUCUCAGAAUCUGAAUCUAAAUUAGAAUCAAAACCACUAUUUUUUUUUUCCGCCGUAAUCAGGAAAAUGGGAUCGGAAACCGGUGACGACGGGCUUCGUCGGAGAGGCUGUUCGUGCACGAAGGACGAUUUUCUCCCGGAGGAAUCGUUCCAGAGCAUGGGGAAUUACUUUAAAGCCCUCAAAGAGACGCCGCGUCGGUUCAUUGAUCGUCUUACGACUCGGUCACUCGACUCGACGGAGAUUCACGAGAUGAAGGCUCGUAGUGGUAACGAGAUGAAGAAGACGUUGACGUGGUGGGAUCUGAUGUGGUUCGGCGUCGGUGCAGUCAUCGGCUCCGGAAUAUUCGUUCUCACUGGACUCGAGGCACGUGAGCAUUCAGGUCCCGCCGUCGUCUUGUCUUACGUCAUCUCCGGUAUCUCCGCCAUGCUCUCCGUCUUUUGCUACACUGAGUUCGCCGUCGAGAUUCCCGUCGCAGGCGGUUCUUUCGCCUACUUGAGAGUAGAGCUCGGUGACUUCAUGGCUUUCAUCGCCGCCGGAAACAUUAUCCUCGAAUACAUAGUCGGCGGAGCUGCCGUGUCUCGGUCAUGGACCUCUUACUUCGCCACUCUCUUAAACCACGAACCUGACGAAUUCCGCAUAAUAGCUCAUAGCCUCGGCGAAGACUAUAGCCACUUAGAUCCAAUCGCGGUCGGUGUUUGCGUGAUCAUUGGCGUUUUAGCUGUCGUUGGCACAAAAGGCUCGUCAAUAUUCAAUUACAUCGCUUCUAUAGUCCACAUGCUCGUGAUUCUGUUCGUAAUCAUCGCCGGUUUUACUAGAGCCGAUAUCAAAAACUACUCCGACUUCGCUCCGUUUGGAGUUAGAGGAAUAUUUAAAUCCGCGUCGGUUCUUUUCUUCGCCUAUAUUGGAUUCGAUGCGGUUUCCACGAUGGCGGAGGAGACGAAGAAUCCGGGGAAGAAUAUUCCGAUUGGUCUUGUUGGAUCAAUGGUGGUUACUACCGUUUGUUAUUGUCUAAUGGCGGUUUCGUUGUGCCUCAUGCAACCUUAUGGAAUGAUUGAUCCGGACGCGCCGUUUUCAGUCGCGUUCUCUGCGGUUGGAUGGGAUUGGGCUAAGUACCUUGUCGCGUUUGGUGCUCUUAAAGGUAUGACGACAGUUUUGUUAGUUGGAGCCAUUGGUCAAGCUAGGUACCUGACGCACAUAGCCCGGGCCCACAUGAUGCCUCCAUGGCUAGCUCAGGUCAACGCAAAGACCGGAACACCAAUUAACGCAACCGUAGUGAUGCUGUCCGCGACAGCUGUCAUCGCCUUCUUCACAAAACUAAACAUUUUAGCCGAUCUGUUGUCGGUUUCCACACUUUUCAUCUUCAUGUUCGUCGCGAUUGCUCUUCUCGUCAGGAGAUACUACGUCACCGGAGAAACAUCGUCCCGUGACCGGAACAAGUUCUUAGUGUUCCUAGGUUUGAUUCUUGCGUCCUCGACGGCGACUGCUGUGUAUUGGGCCGUGGGAAAUGACGGUUGGAUUGGAUAUUGCGUUACGGUUCCUAUUUGGUUUUUGUCUACCGUUGGGAUGAAGUUUCUUGUACCGCAAGCUAGGGCGCCUAAACUUUGGGGUGUUCCUUUGGUUCCGUGGUUGCCUUCUACCUCGAUCGCUAUCAAUAUCUUUCUGCUUGGUUCAAUCGAUGAAAAAUCGUACAUUAGGUUUGCGCUGUGGACAGGUGUUCUUCUUGUUUACUACUUCUUGUUUGGGUUGCACGCAACGUAUGAUACAGCAAAGGCCACAUCGAAGGAGAAGAUGACGACGUUGCAGAAAGCUGAGGAAGGUGGUGUUGUUGCAGAGAAACCUGGUGCUACAACUUUAGAUCACUAGCUGGUUUUCAAUAAAUGUUACAUAAGAUUGGCUUAGGCUUUCGGUUUAUUAAUUGUUGGAUUUUCUGCUGGGUUUUUAGGUUUUCAUUACGUGUUUCACAAGUUUGUAAGAUCGUUUAAAGCUUUUGCAUUAUGUUAAUAGCUUUUAUUCACGUUUGCUUCAACACAUGAUAAAUUAAGGUCUGGUUUAAACAUUCGUG
Thlaspi arvense is the source of this 2292-nucleotide messenger RNA. Lineage: Eukaryota; Viridiplantae; Streptophyta; Magnoliopsida; Brassicales; Brassicaceae. The record is from the annotation of a GenBank genome assembly.